This is a messenger RNA of Penicillium argentinense, 819 nucleotides long. RefSeq lists its product as uncharacterized. The transcript has 2 exons. Bases 1 to 819 code for a protein of 272 amino acids. Gene Ontology annotation, molecular function: carbohydrate:proton symporter activity. Gene Ontology annotation, biological process: transmembrane transport; carbohydrate transport. Lineage: Eukaryota; Fungi; Ascomycota; Eurotiomycetes; Eurotiales; Aspergillaceae. The record is from RefSeq and is a predicted model, not a curated record. Gene Ontology annotation, cellular component: membrane.
AUGUCGUCGCCGAUGGAAUUUUCAUGUCUCGGUUAUGCUCUACGCAACUGGACCGACUUUGCAUUCACUUUUUUGCCCGAAGACAAUACCGGCCGAUGGCGAGCACCGCUUGCCGUUCCAUUUUUCCCCUCGCUCGUCAACUUAUUCUCGGUAUUCCUCUUACCAGAGUCGCCUCACUGGCUGGUCUGGGUUAGUCGGAUUGAGGAAGCAUUUGCCAACCUCGCUGCAUACAAGGGCACGACUGCGGGCGACGAGAUGAUCAAGACCGAAAUUGCCGGCAUCGAGCUUUCUCUCGAAGCAACCGCAAAGUCAAAGAGUGUGGCCAAGGAAAAAUUUUCCAAGGACGACGAGGAGCAUCUUUUGUAUCGCUUCAGUCUGUGUAUUGUCUUGCAGUUCUUCCAGCAAAUGUGUGGCGGCAACCCCAUUUCAGUCAUGCUGGCUGCCUGUGCAUUGACCAGGAAAUUCCUCUGCUCGUUUAUCGCUUUCUUCGCGAUCGAUCGCCUCGGCCGACGUGCGGUGUUCAUGAUCAGCGGGACUAGCAUGUGUAUUUGCAUGCUCGCGUUGGCGGUGACAAACAGUUUUGGGUCUGAUAAUAAGCAUGCUACAAUCGCUUCGGCAAUCUUCAUCUUCGUGUUCAACUGCUUCUAUCCCAUUGGCUUCCUGGGCGGCAAUUUCCUAUAUUGUACUGAGGUUGCACCCGUCAAGCUGCGAGUGGCCGUGGACAUGUCCUCUGUCUCAACCGCCAACCACUGGCUGUGGAAUUUUGUCGUGGUGAUGAUUACUCCGGUCGCCUUGGACACAAUCGGGUAUCAGUAUUAG